Molecule: messenger RNA, 321 nt
Organism: Echinostoma caproni
Lineage: Eukaryota; Metazoa; Platyhelminthes; Trematoda; Plagiorchiida; Echinostomatidae
Source: the annotation of a GenBank genome assembly
AUGACAAAUGUAGCGCUGGAUAUAUUUUAUCACGGGAAAGACACCUACUUGAAAACUGUGGAUUACUAUAGUGUCGUUUUAGAAGUCGAUUUACGGCGAUUCAGCAAAUCGGCGGAGAUCGUUGAUAAACUACGCGUUCAUUUUGCACGACACGGAAUACCACUUCAGGUGACUUCCGAUCGUGGUAUCCAACUUCGCAGUACCGAAUUACAGAAAUUCAGUGAAGGACGGCACUUUGAGCACCACGUUACUAGCCCUCUAUCACAGUCAUUCCAACGGAAAGACAGAAAGCGCGGUCAAACAGGCAAAGAAGCUUAUUGA